Suncus etruscus (white-toothed pygmy shrew) is the source of this 921-nucleotide messenger RNA. It is a transcript of the gene ALG14, whose product is annotated as ALG14 UDP-N-acetylglucosaminyltransferase subunit. The record is from RefSeq and is a predicted model, not a curated record. Bases 37 to 690 code for a protein of 217 amino acids. Gene Ontology annotation, cellular component: UDP-N-acetylglucosamine transferase complex. Lineage: Eukaryota; Metazoa; Chordata; Mammalia; Eulipotyphla; Soricidae. The transcript is spliced from 4 exons. Gene Ontology annotation, biological process: dolichol-linked oligosaccharide biosynthetic process.
CAGCAGCACUGCGCAUGCGUCGCGCUGGUAUGCUGUAUGAAGACCUUCAUUCUUCUUGCAACGGCGGCGGGAGUGAUGGUCGCGUUCCUGGCACUGCGGCUGUGGACUGUCCUGCAUUCCCGGGUCGCGGAGCCCUUGCGGGACUCUCUCAGGCUCUUGGUGGUGGCUGGGUCUGGUGGACAUACCACGGAGAUCCUAAGACUGCUUGGGAGUUUAUCAAAUGCUUACUCUCCUAGACACUAUGUCAUUGCUGACACAGAUAAAAUGAGUACUCAGAAAAUAAACACCUUUGAACAAAACCGAGCCAAUAAAGACUCCAGUACCGAGUUUCCAAAGUACUGCAUUCACCAUAUUCCAAGAAGCCGCGAGGUCAAGCAAUCCUGGCUCUCCACAGUGUUUACCACUUUGUACUCCAUGUGGUUUUCCUUUCGCUUGAUUCUGCAUGUGAAGCCAGAUCUGGUGUUGUGUAAUGGCCCAGGAACAUGUGUUCCUAUCUGCAUAUCUGCACUUCUCCUGGGGAUCCUGGGAAUAAAGAAAGUCAUCAUUGUCUACAUUGAAAGCAUCUGCCGAGUCGAAAAUUUAUCCCUGUCCGGAAAGAUUCUGUUUCACCUUUCAGAUCACUUCAUUGUUCAGUGGCCAGCUCUUAAGGAGAAAUAUCCCAAAUCUGUGUACCUUGGGCGAAUUGUCUGACAAAUGACAACCUAUCUAGAAUUUUGCCACCAACAAUGUUUUUAUUAUUUGGGGGUGUUUAUUAGAAAACUGGGGGGUGGAGUAAUAGCACAAUUGAUAAGGCGUUUGCCUUGCAGGCAGUCGACCUAGGACAGACCUGGGUUUGAUCCCCAGCUUCCCAUAUGGUCCCCCAAGCCUGCCAGGAGAUAUUUCUGAGCACAGAGCCAGGAGUAACCCCUGAGAACUGCCAGG